GGUCCGACCGACGACUCCACGCUUUCACCUACCCUUUCCUUCUUACCAAUCCACCAACCCCACACGAUACCACCCAACCCCCUUUCUCGUUGAAUUGUCACAAUGGCCGCCGCACCCCUUCCCUUUACCAACAACCCUGGCCUUUCUGAAAGGUAUCAGUCCCUCGACCAGCGCGGCAAGAUCCAGGCCGAGUACAUCUGGAUCGACGGCGAUGGAGAGAUCCGAGGAAAGACUACGACCGUCGACAAGCAGGUCAAGUCGCUCAAGGAUCUCAAGGAGUGGAACUUCGACGGCUCGUCGACCAACCAGGCCCCUGGUGACAACUCGGACGUUCACCUUCGCCCCGUCGCCUACUACCCUGACCCUUUCCGUCGUGGAGACAACAUCAUCGUCCUCUGCGAAUGCUACAACAACGAUGGCACCCCCAACAAGUCGAACCACCGUCACUGGGCCAACAAGAUUAUGAGCCAGAAGGAGGUUGCCUCCGAGAAGCCCUGGUUCGGUCUUGAGCAGGAGUACACCCUCUUUGACAUCGAUGACAAGCCCUACGGCUGGCCCAAGGGUGGUUUCCCUGCUCCUCAGGGCCCUUACUACUGCGGUGUCGGCGCUGGCAAGGUCUUUGCUCGUGACAUCGUCGAGUCGCACUACCGCUGCUGCCUCCACGCCGGCAUCAACAUCUCGGGCAUCAACGCCGAGGUCAUGCCCGCUCAGUGGGAGUUCCAGGUCGGCCCCACCGAGGGCAUUGAGAUGGGUGACACCUUCGUCGUUGCCCGCUACCUCUUGCUCCGUGUGGCCGAGGAGUGGGGCGUCAAGGUUUCCUUCCACCCCAAGGCCGUCCCUGGCGACUGGAACGGCGCUGGCUGCCACACUAACUACUCGACUGAGUCUAUGCGCAAGGAGGGCGGCAUGAAGGCCAUCGAGUCGGCCAUUGAGAAGCUUUCCAAGCGCCACAUGGAGCACAUCAAGGUCUACGGCGAGGACAACGACCUUCGUCUCACCGGCCGUCACGAGACGGGCCACAUUGGCUCAUUCUCAAGUGGUGUCGCCAACCGUGGCGCCUCGAUCCGCAUUCCUCGCCACGUUGCUGCUCAGGGCUACGGUUACCUCGAGGACCGUCGCCCGGCCUCGAACAUCGACCCUUACCUCGUCACGGGCAUCCUCUGCGAGUCGACGCUGCUCCUUUAAAGAGAUGUGCGCGCAGCUAUUCUGCGAGAAUAAGAAGAAAGAUGAUCACCGCUCGCCACCACGUCCCCUGCUACACGCUCUGCCCACAUACACUCGUCUCUCUUGCUCCUCUUAUCUCGUCGUCCCCACCUUGUCAAGCUCAUCCAAUGACCAUAGCUUCGUUUUGCGUCUCAAAAGGCUUCUUAUUCGAGCAGUCGAAGUAUCGUGACAGCUAGCCUUGCCAGCUCGUGCUAGCCACCUUUGACGCGAAGGAUCCUUGGUGGCCAUGACCUGUCCAUCGCAAUCCUGGACGCUCCAUAGCGACUCUUGGAUGCGCCAUAGCCAUCGUGAUUGACCCCGGAAUUCGUGCGCGUACGCGCACUGAAGAUUUGUUGUGCUCGUGGUCGGCGUGCACGAGGACGAAGUGAAUGAUGUGAAUAGGCCAUAAGCAUCGCCUAC
Jaminaea rosea is the source of this 1623-nucleotide messenger RNA. RefSeq names its product putative GLN1-glutamate--ammonia ligase. Gene Ontology annotation, molecular function: glutamine synthetase activity. The transcript has 3 exons. NCBI's taxonomy places the organism in Eukaryota, Fungi, Basidiomycota, Exobasidiomycetes, Microstromatales. Gene Ontology annotation, cellular component: cytoplasm. Bases 103 to 1185 code for a protein of 360 amino acids. The record is from RefSeq and is a predicted model, not a curated record.